AUGAAUUCUGAUACGGAUGUGCGUUUAAAAGCGCAUAUAUUCCAAGCUUUAAUUGUUAGAUGUAUAUAUUUGCUACAUAGCGUAAUAAUUUUAUGGCGGGUCGUUAUUGUGCGAGACAGUGAUUUAUUUUGGAUAUAUUCCGUCUUUGUCGGAAUAAUAGUCUUGGAAGGAUUAGUGAUAAUAAUUAAAAGAAAAGGCGUUGAAUUUAAAUGGUUUUCGUCCUGCAUUUUAACCUAUUCGUUGGUCAAUGUACCGUCCAUAUGGCAGCUAGAACUGUUCCGUAAUACUAACCCAAGUACGACUAAUACAACAUCUAUAAGCACAUCAAAUUCUGUCAUACCUAUAUAUCUUAACGAUGAAACUUGGAUUUUUGGUUUGGAACAAACAUUUCUACUUUGUAUUAUAUUCGGAAGAUGGUUACUACCAAAGGGUUCCUUAUCACGUGACAAAUUGUCCAGUCUAUUGCUGCUGUUAAUAGGAAAGGCAUGUGACGUAACGGACUUUUUUACUCUCAUAAAUGAGACAAAAGUCCGCGCGGAUACAAAUUUGGUCUAUGCAAUUUUGUCAACUUGGAGUGUAAGCGUAGUCCAGUUUACAUUUGUGCUUACAGAAACUGAAAGUCCAAGCGGAAAUAGUUCUUCAAGACAAAUAACUCAACUUCAAAAAGUAUUGCUUGGAACAGAUGUCUGGUGUUGCACAAUUUCUGUCUUUAUGGAAGAGUUACCAUUCCUGAUAAUGCGGGCAUAUACCAUAGCGACGCAUAAUAUAACUUCGUACAGUACAUUAUUUUUCAUCACCAAAAAUGUUUUACUGCUUUUAAUGCUGUUUUAUAGAAUUUUAAGUGUAUUUUGUGAAGAGUUUGAAAUUCAUUGGCCCGUCGUUCCGAGUACUAAAGUAAGAUGGUCACAUGAUACGCGCCAAACUUCACGCAUAGGAAAUGGUUUGGACCUUGUUAAUGUAGAUGAACAGUUGAGAUCAGGUUCAGCAGGAAUAAGCACGAGGUCUUAUAGUCUACAUACAAUCAAUUCAACUGUUUCUAGUACACUAUUAACAGAACAAAGAUCAUGUGCGGAAGAAACAAAAGAAGAAACGCCGUCCAUUGAAAUUUUGCAAAUUUAGGUUAGGGACAAUAUACACAGAAAAAUAAACAAAGAUUUCUAUCUGUA
Molecule: messenger RNA, 1166 nt
Organism: Mytilus trossulus (common blue mussel)
Lineage: Eukaryota; Metazoa; Mollusca; Bivalvia; Mytilida; Mytilidae
Product: transmembrane protein 26-like
Exons: 3
Coding region: 1-1119 (372 amino acids)
Source: RefSeq, a predicted model, not a curated record